Molecule: messenger RNA, 2245 nt
Organism: Pocillopora verrucosa
Lineage: Eukaryota; Metazoa; Cnidaria; Anthozoa; Scleractinia; Pocilloporidae
Source: RefSeq, a predicted model, not a curated record
GUCAGAUCUCGGAUAUAAAGAUAGAUAUGUUUACGCAAAAAUCUGCUUUGUAACUGCAAACUUUUCAAGUUUGGACGUUUUGUGCACAAGUGAAGAUCCUGUUUUUAUACCUACUAAACGGAGCCUGUGUUCAAGACCGCAUACGUCUACAACGCAGCAAUCGUUAGUCUAAGGUAUUUGUAUAACGGUUAAAUUCUCAGUUCUCUGACGGACAGAAAACAGAUACCCCGCCAAGAAACCAGCCUUGCCUUUUUGAUGUAAUUGGACCAUGUCAAGACCAGCUUCUGAUUCUGCCUCGAUAGGACGCCAGAGAAAAUAAUUGUUGUUAAUGCGAUAGCAAAUGCAGUGCAUCUGGAGUGUCGAUCGUCGCCUCACGGUCAUACCAAGCAACGAACACUAGCUGAACGAUCGUCAACUGUCGCCGGAAAGUUAAAGCCGUCGUGAUCGCCAAAAAUCCGACCGGACACACGACGGCCAUCUUGGUUGAAAUUCUUCGGCUCGGGCGCGGUGUGUCCGUCGAAAAACGAAGAUUUCCUUUUAUUUAAGAAUGGGUAAGAAGCAAAGUAAAAAGCUUGACCCUGAGGUCUUGGGCGACCUUUUGAAGAACACAAAGUUCGAAGAAAAAGAACUAAAGUCGUGGUACAAAGGCUUCUUGAAAGAUUGUCCGAGUGGUUACUUAACGAAACAACAAUUUAUAGAAAUGUACAAGAAAGUAUUCGACAAAGGAGAUGCCUCGAGGCUUGCUGCUUGUGUGUUUCGGCGAUUUGAUGUGAACGGCGACGGCAAAAUUGACUUCCGUGAAUUUAUGUGCUCUCUUUCGGUGUCAACCCGAGGAACGAUGGAACAAAAACUUCGUUGGGCGUUCAGUAUUUACGACGUGAAUGGAGAUGGGUAUAUAACGAAACAGGAAAUGUUCCGAAUCGUGGACGCAUUAUACAAAACGAUGGGUGAUAAUCCGGAAGAAACCGAAGGCAUUCCGAACUGGGACGAACUUACUCCUGAAGAGCGCACACUUAAAGUUUUCCAUAACUUUGAUCAGAACAAAGACGGUGUUUUAUCAUUGUCGGAAUUCAUCGAGGGAGCCAUGCGUGAUAAAACCCUGGCGCUUAUUUUGGAACAAGGAGCAGAGAAGACAUGAGAGGGUGGCUGUUAAACAGAUGUUUUUAAGAACAGGAGAAGCAACUCAUUGCCUAACCCAGGUUGCUAUCAGAUACUCUGUCUAACAUUAUAUUCGAAUAUGGUUAGUUUGAAGUGCGUGUUCAUAGUUUAAAGAACCUACACGUAGUUUUUCAUGUAGUUUGGCACCGAGGAUUUAAUAUUUCCUUCUAAACCUUCCUCUUGGUGCCGGCCACUACGGCGCUCAACAUUAUGUGAGCCAGCGGUGAUGUCUUUAUGUCGGAGAGGAAUUAAUUGCUAAUGAAGAGGGGAUAGUCUUUUACGAGGGUGGCAAAGGGUUUUUAAGUGAUUUGUGAUUACGACCAAAGCUUUUUGACGCGUGAAUUUUACCAAAAGGCGAGGGUGAUUUGUGAAUUUAUGAAUUAGAGUGAGGCGUGAUUUGCUUACUAAAAUAUACGUGACCGGUGAAUUAUUUCUUUCGGUUCGUGUAAACCUCAGAAAAGAUAUUUAAAUUUUUCCCUUUUAAAUUCGCGACGCUAGUGUACGUGAUGCGUUAUAAAAAAUUCGUGCGUGAAAUGGGAUCAUGACCCCUCCUUUGCUUCCCCCUAUCGUGGUUGAUCUGUUAUUUUUGUGUGAAUUAUUCACUUUGUGUCCAAAGCAAAUUAAGCUCGAAAUGGUCUGUCUUUGCAGUAAGAAAAAAAAAAAACUUUGUAUUUAGUUUUGUACGAUGCACCAAUGAUGUCAAAUUUUACCAUAGCUUGUGAGACUAACUUAUCAUAAACGUAUUCAGCAAGGAGACUUUGCUUCUCCAUCGAAGCUUUUCAUCUAAAGAAGCAUUAUGUUCCAGGAUAUCUCUGCCAUUGAACACUGAAUGUAAAGUUUAAAAAACUGUCCUCGAACGUGCUUAAACUCACAUUGUGCGGGCCGCCAUUUUUAUCUUGCAUAGCAACCUGGCCGCUAACUUUUGAAGUAACAAAGCCUCACUGCUGCUCAAGUUAUAAAAGACCGCAUUAUUUGAGUUCAAUGACUUUUGUGUAGCUCCUAUUUAUCCGGAUAGGCACCUUAAGAAAGAAAAGAGAAAGGAGAAAAAUACAAAACCAAACAAACAAAACAAAACCAAAAAAAACAA